Molecule: messenger RNA, 2025 nt
Organism: Wasmannia auropunctata (little fire ant)
Lineage: Eukaryota; Metazoa; Arthropoda; Insecta; Hymenoptera; Formicidae
Product: leucine-rich repeat-containing protein 15-like
Exons: 9
Coding region: 9-1772 (587 amino acids)
Molecular function (GO): protein binding
Source: RefSeq, a predicted model, not a curated record
CCAAGAUAAUGAGGAUGCGACCGUGCGCAAUGAAGGAUGACGGUCGGCUUGCGAAUCCCAUCCUCAGUCUGGCGCACUUUAUCCCGUCUAUAAUGUGUCGUCUGGUCCGAACCGUCUGUGACAUGACUGACUUAUCCACAAAGAUUUACUGUGCAAUUGUCUUCCUUUCAUUCUGCAAGACAAACACGUAUUCCUUCGUCUCGCACAUCUGCACCGCGAAUACCACGCAGAUUUCUGCAGAUAUGGAAUAUUCGUCGACGCCCCCGGAGGAAUCGAUGUCGAUUCUCGAGGAGAUGGAGAACCGUCUGUCCAGUCUUGAACGGAGAUUGCGAGCGGUCGAACAUCCCGUUUGGCAGAUCAGUCUGAGAGAAGAGGACUGGGAGAUUUGCGUCGAGGGGCCUUGCAAAUGCAUACCGGAAAUGAAAUCGGUGUCCUGCUGGAGAUAUAAUCUGCUAGAUCUACCCCCGACGCAAUUGGUUCCUGCCGACGUGCUGAGGCUAGAUCUCGGAAGUAAUCGGCUCAGCGCUCUGCACAGAGACACAUUUAAGAACAUGACGCAGUUACACCAUCUAGACUUGAGUAGCAAUUUUGUCGAACAUUUGGCGCCGAGCUUGUUCCUGUCGUUGCAUGGCAUCGCAAAUGUCAGGUUGAGUAACAAUCUCUUGAAGGAAAUUCAACGUAGUCAGUUUCUUGGACUAAGAAAUCUCCGAAUACUCGAUCUGUCGUCGAAUAAACUUCGUACUUUGCCAGAUGAUCUUUUUUUGAGUAACGCCUAUUUGGCUUUGCUGGAUCUUUCCUGCAAUCGCAUUUCGUUAUUAUCCCCCGGUGCAUUUCAUGGCCUCGCGAAUCUUGAUGAAUUGUUGCUGGGUAAAAACCGACUAGCUGGAUUACCCGUUUCAAUUUUCCGGGAGACCGUUAAUCUCAAACGCCUCACACUCGAGGAAAAUCGUUUGAAAGAGCUGCCUAAUGGUAUAUUCAAUGAUCUGACGUCUCUCAAAGAGUUAAAUAUGCGGAACAAUCGACUUACGGAAUUGUCCAAAGGAUUGCUGUUGACUCUGGGAAAAUUGGAAAUUCUGGAAAUAUCAAGCAAUAGAAUAUCUCGUAUUGAUGCAAAAGCGUUUCACGGUACGGCAGCGUUACGAGAGCUUCGACUAGGACAUAAUCAUAUAAGAAAUCUGACACCUGGAUUAUUCAACAAUUCGGUAUCCUUGGAACGUCUUAUUCUCUAUGGCAAUCGCAUAGAAAUCCUCGUAAGAGGCGUUUUCCGCGGCUUGUUCAAUCUCACUUCUCUUUUUCUGCAAUCUAAUCGAUUGAAAGUACUACAAUCAGGAGUUUUCGAGGACACGCCGAACUUGCGGAAGCUGCAACUGGAAUCGAAUGACCUCUCCUUCUUGCCGCCUGGCAGUAUGGAUGCGGUAUCUACGAUUCCGCAAGUACGCCUGAGUCAGAAUCCCUGGCAUUGCGAUUGCCGUGCCUCUUACGUUGCUUCUUGGCUGCGCAAAAGAUUCGCGAGCUUCGCGAAUCUGACCAAUCCGUUUCAGAUACAGCGCGUUUUAGUCACAGGUAAUUGGAGUAUUUGGGAAUUUGGGGCUGGUGCAAUAUGCAGAGGUCCAGGUAUACUGGGCGGCCAAUCGCUGCUGCGUCUGACCUUUCAUGAACUCUGCGAGGGUCAGUGGGCCUCUAUGAAAGGUAUCAUACCACGAUUACCACUCGAUGUUAUAACGCCGUCCGUCACGACGCAAGUAGCCAGGAAAGACACGAUUUUGGUAUGAAAGGCGUAAAGCUCAGAUUUCUGAAUUUCCUACAGAGAGUGGAAUGUUGUACAACACAUGGAACAUUUAACUAUAAUUAAUGUGCCUCUUAAAAUAUUUUUUUGAAUUGCACUUAAUUACGUUUUGUUUUCUUUUUAUUAAAAAUGCAAUGAAAUAGUAUAACCUGGUUUCUUUGCAACUGUACGCUGCAUGUAUUUACUAUUUAUGUGAUAACCCAACAUGUAAUACUUAAUAAAAAUAAUUAUAAAAUAAA